GCUCUGUUUUUCAUAUUUUGCUCGUCUUCAUUUUGCGUUGAUAAAUACUUUUUCGUUGGUUGCUCAAUGCUUUGUACAUCUGAAGGCUGAAUUAUUUUUAUUUUUUUUUGUAAUUUUUCGUUGAUCAGAUUAUUCAACAUCUGACAAAAUUUUCAUUUCUUUUGGUGAUAGUCUUUGUUGCUCCAGAUAUUUAAUGAUGAUAUCGCGAGCAAUUGGGGCUUUUCUACUGCGUCAUUGAUUAAUAGUUAUUGAAAGGGUAGUUGAUUGCAACGAUAAAGAGAAUGCACAAAAAUACUGGGAUUUUAGCUGUUUUCCAACAUUACUUGUUAGCUCACUAAUUACAUUAGGUAAUAUAGCCCCGGAUCCGACGUGGUACUGAGAGUUCGUUUUGAAUAGAGAGGUUUUACUUGUAAGGAAGCAUGAUUUUUGUAGAGAUACAUACACAAACAUGGAUAGCUUGAGAAUGUGCUUCCAAGUGGAAUUGAUCUCUGAUUGUAGACAUGGACAGUAAGUUCUGUGGACAGACUUAUGCUGAUUCGCCCAGCUCAUCACAAAGUAAUCACAAUAUAAACUUGCGGAACAUCUCUGUGCAGACGGGGGAGGAAUUUUUAGAUGAAUUUUUGAGGAGAAGAGUUCAUGUUGCAAAUGAUGCUGAUCAGACACACCUGAGUAAAACAGGUUCUGAUGUUGUUCAGAAUGAACGUAUUACAAGUCUUCAUGAUACUAGGAAAAGAGAUACCGAGAUUUGCCCAGAUUAUUUAUAUUUCUCUUCUGGCGAGGGACAUGCAGUAGAGGUGAAUUCCAAGUAUUAUGUGAACGGAUCAAAUGCGUAUUACAGGGAAUUGCAGGUAAAUGGGCAGAAUCAUAGAGAGUUUUCCGAGAAUUUGGAUAGAGGCGGUCCAUCUGGUCCACUUGUCCACUCAUCAGAGUCUCCUCGUUCAAAUCUGAGUUCUAGUAAAGGAUCAGGAUUUACAGACAAUUCAUUUUCAGUAAAGUUAAAAUUCCUCUGCAGUUUUGGAGGAAAAAUAUUGCCACGACCAAACGAUGGGAAACUUAGAUAUGUUGGUGGUGAUACACGGAUUAUAUCUCUUGGGAAAAAUGCAACCUAUCUGGAGCUUUUGAAAAAAACUAUGGUGAUCUGUAAGUACCAUCAUACGAUCAAAUACCAACUUCCCGGGGAAGAUCUGGACGCACUUAUAUCUGUGGCUUCUGAUGAAGAUCUUCUUCUUAUGAUCGAAGAAUAUCACGAUCUAGAGAAAAUUUCUCAGAGAUUGAGACUUUUUCUUGUUGCUUCUGGUGAUCUUGAGCGUCCAUAUUCUUCAGAAGGUAGGACUUCUGAUUCUCCAUAUGUUGUUGCUGUUAACGGCUUGGUGGAUUCUAGCCCUCAAAGAAGCUACAGCAGGGAGAGCUUGGAAAGCCAGUGGACAAAUAAUGUUGAGACUCCAUCUCUACAAAUGGACUCCCCUACUCCUUUUCGUUAUUUAGAAAAUCAGAAUGGAGGUGGUUCGUUAAAUACCACAUGGACACUUUCAAGCCCCAGCGGUCAGGCCUUUAGUACUCCUCAAUUACCUUCCACGACCUAUGUGUCACCAUCUCCGUUGUCUCUUUUUCAGUUUACAGAUCCCAAUGCUUCCUACAUGAAAGGGUGUGAAGAUGUUCAUUCUUCAUAUGCAUAUACGAGCAAUUUUCCAUAUGUUAUGGAAAGCCCUGCAAACAAAAAUCCCCGUUGUUUUGAUGCUUCAGUCUAUUACCAUAACCAGCAUGUUGAUACGCAGCCAGUUAUGGAUAGCUCAAAUCAAAACAACUAUAUGGUACAAGCACAUGCUACUCCUUUAGUGUUGUCUCAGUUUCAUAUGCCUAGUAGAGACCUUCAGCCUCCAUCAUAUGCUCCCAGGUUUGUCGAUGCUGGGAUAGGUUUUUCGAAUGUGCCACCACAUUCCGAAAAGUUAGUUCCUUCUCAAGAUAAAUUUGGUUUUUCUCCAGUUAAUGGUGGUAAUGCCAACUCUCACUGGAUAAACACCAAUCGUAUUCUUGAAUCACAGCCAACGAAUGAAGAGUCAUCAAGUGUCCCGUUAGACCAAGAGAUAGAAAUGAUUUCAUUGGCUUUUACUGGAGAAAAGUUACCAUCCCUUGCAGUGUCUGUUUCAUCUCUUCAGGAAGUUGAAGGCCAGAAAGAACGUGAAAAUGAUCAAGUAACUAGGAAUGAGUAUCAAGUUUUUCAUGAAACUGUCAAUCUUAACAAGGAUUUUAUUGAAUGGGGGGAAGAUACACUAAUGCCAGUGAAUAAUGAUUCUGUUGAUCAGGAUAGGGAAACUUAUGCCAUUGAGCAGAAUUCUAUCUUAAAUGACGAGUUUUUGGAGCACACAAAGAAUUUGCCUCAAAUAAUCUGCCGCGCAGAUUCACAACUCUCUCUUCAUGUCUCAAAGUCUAAGUUGCAGAUGAAUGGAAGCAAAAACUCUUCUUCAUCAUUUAGUACUGCAGAAUAUCCAGCAGAUUACUGGAAAGAGCUUUCUGGAAACUGCCAAAUAUGUAAGAAUGAGCCUGAAUUUCUCAUCAAGAGCCAAACAGGACCUCAUGCAACUGACUGUGAUACAGCUUUCUUUGGUAGUCAUGUGCUUCAUCCAGUUUCAACCAAUGGAAAUACCCAGUCGCAAUGUGUCGAUUCAGUUCUUCAUCCAGAUAAUUCUAGUGCACGUUUAUGCUUGACAGAUCAUCUCCUAUUUCCAGAAACAAUCUUAGACCAUGCUCUGGACGGAGAAGUCUCUUGCCAGAAGGAAAUGGUGAUGAAGUCUAGCGACAUGGAAAGUUCUCAUGAAUGCAAAAAUAAGAAAAUUCCAUGCAUAAAUUCUCUGGAGGACUUGAUUAUUACAAAUGACACCUUUGGCAACUCUCAGUACCCAAAUAAUUGUCAUAAAUCUGGCAUACUGCAAGGUCCUGGUAAAGUUGAAGAUGUGGCUGGGCAACAUGUAAUCCCUACCUCCUCAACAAAUGUCAUUCCAAGACCAGAUGAACACAAUGAAGCUUCUGAGUCCCCUGAAGAUACACCAGGAACUGAAAGUCAUCCCUCUGAAUCUAAUGAUUAUGAUGUUGAAGUUGAUGAAGUGACUACAAUUGAAUCAUUUAGUGAAGCUGCAGUCAUUGAAAUGGAAGCUAGCAUCUAUGGUUUGCAGAUCAUAAGAAAUUCGGAUCUUGAAGACCUACAAGAGUUAGGAUCUGGCACCUUUGGAACAGUAUUUCAUGGAAAGUGGAGGGGGACAGAUGUUGCAAUCAAGAGAAUAAAAAAGAGCUGCUUUGCUGGGAGAUCUUCCGAACAAGAAAAACUGGCCAAAGAUUUCUGGAGGGAGGCUAAAAUUCUUUCCACACUUCACCAUCCCAAUAUAGUAGCAUUCUAUGGGGUGGUUCCAGAUGGACCCGGGGGAACAUUGGCCACUGUUACAGAAUACUUGGUAAACGGGUCACUACGACAUGUCCUCUUGAGGAAGGGUCGAGUCUUGGAUCAGCGUAGAAAGGUUAUAAUUGCACUGGAUGCUGCUUUUGGCAUGGAAUACUUGCAUUUGAAAAAUAUUGUUCAUUUCGAUUUGAAGUGUGACAACUUGCUAGUUAACUUGGGCGAUCCUCACCGGCCUGUGUGCAAGGUUGGUGAUUUUGGACUAUCAAGAAUCAAGCGGAAUACACUUGUUUCAGGAGGUGUUCGAGGAACACUUCCUUGGAUGGCUCCAGAAUUACUAAAUGGAAAUAGUAGUCGGGUUUCUGAGAAAGUAGAUGUUUUCUCCUUUGGCAUCGCGUUGUGGGAGAUUUUGACAGGAGAAGAACCUUAUAUGAAUAUGCACUGUGGUGCUAUCAUAGGUGGAAUUGUGAGUGACGCACUGAGGCCACCAGUGCCAGAACGAUGUGAUCCAGAGUGGAGAAAGCUGAUGGAACAGUGCUGGUCGCAUGAGCCUGAAGCAAGGCCGCCGUUUUCUGAGAUAACGAGGAGGCUGCAAGGAAUGUCUAAGGCUAUACUACCAAAGAGAGUGAAUAGAGUUAAGAGAUGAAUGAGAAGGCAUAAAUCAUGAAAGAUGUUUCUCUUCUUUUUCAAAGGACCUUCCAGUCCUUGAGCUGUUGUGUAUCUAUUUUUGUGUACAAAUCCUUCUCUGCUUCUUCAUUGGAAGUGUGCAUGUGACCAAAUCUUCAA
Messenger RNA from Salvia hispanica, 4174 nucleotides. NCBI's taxonomy places the organism in Eukaryota, Viridiplantae, Streptophyta, Magnoliopsida, Lamiales, Lamiaceae. The record is from RefSeq and is a predicted model, not a curated record.